Messenger RNA from Plasmopara halstedii, 4584 nucleotides. RefSeq names its product rna polymerase iii. The transcript has a single exon. Gene Ontology annotation, molecular function: DNA binding; DNA-directed RNA polymerase activity. The record is from RefSeq and is a predicted model, not a curated record. Bases 1 to 4584 code for a protein of 1527 amino acids. Gene Ontology annotation, biological process: DNA-templated transcription. Lineage: Eukaryota; Oomycota; Peronosporomycetes; Peronosporales; Peronosporaceae.
AUGCAGAGCGGCCGCUUCGGCAUGCGCGGCGAGCGGCGUAACCCGUUAGUAAAGCAAUUAGUAUUGGAGAAUGAUCGUCCAGCAAAAAUCAGCCAUUUGAACUUUGGACUUCUCUCAAGUGUUGAUAUGAUGCGAAUGUCAGAAUUACGUGUGCAGUCUAAAGACCUUUUUCAAGUACAAACACGCGAACCACAAAUUGAUGGCGUAUUGGACAAGCGUCUUGGUGUGUCAAACAAAAGUGACAUUUGUGAAACUUGUCAUCUUAAGCUAUCAGAUUGUGUUGGUCACUUUGGUUACAUUCAACUCGAGUUACCAGUAUUCCACAUUGGUUACUUUAAAGCUAUUACUGAGAUUCUGCAGACUAUUUGUAAGAGCUGCAGUCGUGUGUUAUUACCACCAAGUGAUCGUGAAGUAUUUCUACGACGCAUGCGAGAACCAAAAGCCGAUGUUUUGCGACUUGUUGCUCUUCGUAAGAAAAUAGUAUUAAUGUGCAAGAAAGCUGUCAAGUGUCCAUAUUGUGGAGCAAUCAAUGGCACUGUGCGUAAGGUCACAAGUACGACACUUAAAUUGGUGCAUGAAAAGUAUCGUGCAAAGGCAAUGCAUGACUUGCGAAAUGUCUUUGUAGCACAAUUUGCGGAAGCUCAAGCUAGUAAUCCUGAAAUUGGAACUCAUUUGUCAAAAGCUCAAGAAGAUUUGAGUCCACUUGUGGUACAACAGCUUUUUAAAGAUAUUCCUGAUCAAGAUUGUGACUUAUUGUGGGUCGAUGCAGAUGGAGGGCGACCUGAAAAGCUUCUUUUAAAUGCAGUUCUCGUCCCACCUGUUUGUAUUCGUCCAUCUGUGGCCAUGGAUGGAGGUACAGGAAGUAAUGAAGACGAUCUGACUGUUAAACUUCAAGAGAUUGUUCAAGUGAAUAGUGCGCUUCGUGCAGCUUUACAGAAGGGUGCAUCAUUGAAAAUGGUGAUGGAAGAUUGGGAUUUCUUGCAGAUUCAAGUGGCUCAAUUCAUGAAUGGAGAUACUCCUGGUUUAGUGAAGCCACCUGGAUCCAAGACUGGGAUUCGUGGUCUAUGUCAACGGCUCAAAGGAAAACAAGGUCGAUUUCGUGGAAACCUCUCAGGCAAGCGCGUGGACUUUUCAGGUCGAACCGUAAUUUCUCCUGAUCCAAACCUUCGAAUCGAUCAAGUUGGUGUGCCAGAACAUGUGGCUAAAACCAUGACGUAUCCCGAAAAAGUGACUCGAUACAACCUGCAAAAGUUACGCCGUUGUGUACUCAACGGACCAAAAGUACAUCCAGGUGCGAAUGUUAUUCGUAUCGAAGGACAAAAUUUCACGAAAAAUCUACUCUAUGGUGAUCGUACAAGUUUGGCCGAGGAAUUGAAAAUUGGAGAUAUUGUUGAACGACACAUGGAAGACGGAGAUAUUGUGCUUUUUAAUCGUCAGCCUUCGCUUCACAAGAUGUCAAUUAUGUCGCAUCGAGUCAAAGUUAUGCCGUGGCGAACAUUUCGCUUUAAUGAAUGUGUGUGCUCUCCAUACAAUGCCGAUUUUGAUGGCGAUGAAAUGAACAUGCAUCUCCCACAGACGGAAGAAGCUCGCACUGAAGCCAUUACGCUUAUGGGUGUGGAACAAAAUCUUAUUACUCCUCGCAACGGCGAACCACUUGUUGCAGCCACACAAGAUUUUCUUACGGCUUCGUACUUACUCACACAAAAGAAUAUUUUUUUUAAUCAUGAACAAUUUUGUCAAGUUCUUUCGAUUAUGAGUGACGCAAAUGAACAUAUCGAGUUACCAGCUCCAGCGAUUGUAUUACCAGUACGUUUAUGGACGGGAAAACAAGUCGUGAGUCUGUUGAUCAAACCGAAUCGUGACACAAAAGUUUUGGUGAAUCUCGAGUUGAAAGAGCGUAACUAUACAAACAACAAAUUUAUGUGCUGGAAAGAUGGAUACGUGUGUUUCCGUAACAGCGAGUUGAUCUGUGGGAAUUUGGGCAAAAAAACGCUUGGAGAUGGCAGUAAACAAGGUCUUUUCUACGUUUUGAUCCGAGAUCAUGGCGCUCACGAAGCUGCUCGCUGUAUGAAUCGCUUAGCAAAGCUAUGUGCACGGUGGUUGGGCAAUUUUAAAGGUUUUUCUAUUGGAAUCGAUGACGUCACGCCGUCUGAGGAACUUGCUCGAGAGAAGGAAAAGCUCUUACAGGCAGGUUACGAUGCUGCAAAUAAGUCAAUUGAGGACUAUCGACGUGGAAAGUUGUCGUUAAAACCUGGAUGUAAUGCCAUUCAGUCACUAGAAAGCGAGCUAAAUGGUUUGUUAGGAAAGCUUCGUGAGACAGCAGGUGCCGAGUGCAUGCGUACACUUCCGUUUCAUAAUAAUCCACGUAUCAUGGCUGAAUGUGGUUCAAAAGGAAGUGCGCUUAACAUUUCACAGAUGAUGGCAUGUGUUGGGCAGCAAUCAGUCAGUGGUAAACGUGUACCUGAAGGAUUUGUAAAUCGUACACUACCGCACUUUAUGCCUCAUGCACUCCAUGCAAGUGCGAAAGGAUUUGUUGCGAAUUCAUUUUACAGUGGACUCACAGCGACCGAGUUUUUUUUUCAUACAAUGGGUGGACGAGAAGGUCUUGUUGAUACAGCGGUCAAGACGGCCGAGACGGGAUACAUGGCUCGUCGUUUAAUGAAAGCACUUGAAGAUCUAUCGUGUCAGUACGACGAAACUGUACGAAACUCAGAAGGUUCGGUCGUCCAGUUUACCUACGGAGAUGAUGGUCUGAAUCCAGCGUAUAUGGAAGGAGACGACCGACCUGUGGAUUUUCACCGUCUGCUUGAGCACAUUCGUAAUACCUUGCCGGAUCGCGAGUCACCAGCACUACUUCCAUUUGAGCUUCGUCGUCUUGGCAAGGAAGUAGUCCAGCGUCCAGAAUUUCAAGCAAUCUUACCAACUGGACGCAAGUUUUUGAUUGAGAUUGAAGAGUUUCUAGGGGCAGUUGCAACAAACAUUGCAUCAAAUCGUACGGGCUGUGGAAUUAAAUCCAUGGACAAGAAGGUCAAAUCUUACGCUCAAACAUUAGAAAAGAUUUUCGAUGAAGCGGUUGGCGUGGGUGCGCCAAAGCUCGAAUCUGAACGAUUGAAGAAAGAAGUGAUUACUACAAAGGUCGAAAAAGGGGCUAAGCUGCUCAUGAAAGGUGAGAAUGACAUUGACUCGGAUAAUGACACGGAGGAGUCAGAUGAAGACUUGAAAAAGGACAUUUUAAGCUACAAGGAGAAAGACCUGGACAAAGUGGGAUUACCGGAAUGGGAACAUGCACGCUUUAAGACAGCCACAUCUCGUGCCGAAUGGAGCAAAUAUGCCGGUCUUGAAGGUACUAAAGAAAAAGAAGAAGCAGCAUGGCUGCUUUCGCACAAUGUAUGUCGAAUUACGACGAAACAGGUUGAAAAGUUAUUAGAAAUCUCAUUGUACAAGUACAAUCGUGCAGGAAUAGAGCCUGGCGAAGCUGUAGGUGCUAUAGGUGCUCAGUCAAUCUCAGAACCAGGUACACAAAUGACUCUCAAAACAUUUCACUUUGCUGGUGUCGCCAGUAUGAACGUCACAUUGGGUGUGCCACGAUUGAAGGAGAUAAUUAAUGCGUCCAAAAUCAUCAGUACCCCCAUUAUCACAGCUGCGUUGGUUUGCAAGACAGACGAGCGCUCCGCUCGGAUUGUCAAGGGUCAAAUUGAGAAAACCACGCUUGGUGAAAUUGCUAUCUACAUAAAGGAAGUGUUUGCACGCGAUCAGGCAUAUCUUUCUGUUAAGCUGGACUUGAGAGCGAUUGAGCAGCUACAUUUGAAUAUAACAGCACGAUCUGUACGCACGAGUAUCUUGAACGCAGUUGGUAUCGGUCCUCGUGGCGUUCUUCGACUCUUAAAAGAGCAACACGUGCUAUUGAACGCACGAUGUCCUGAUAAGUUGCGAUUGCUAGCGCCAUCAAAUUACAAAGGAGCCAAAGGCGACACACGCGGUGCGUACUUUACGCUCCAAGCGCUGAAGUCUGAAUUACCAAAUGUGAUCGUUCAGGGUAUAUCAACAGUUAAUCGUGCAGUGAUUAAUUAUGAAGAAGUACAGGACGCGAACGCAGCGAAGUCGCUGCACUUGUUAGUUGAAGGAUACGGUCUUGCUGAAGUCAUGGGAACUCCAGGUGUGGAUGGUCUGCAUACGACAUCAAAUCACGUGAUCGAAGUGGAAAAAACUCUCGGAAUUGAGGCAGCACGGGAACUUAUCAGCUCGGAGGUGAAUUAUAUUAUGAGUGCGUACGGUAUUGGUAUUGACCGACGUCACUUAAUGCUACUAUCGGAUAUCAUGACAUUUAAAGGAGAAGUUUUGGGGAUUACACGCUUUGGAAUUGCCAAAAUGAAAGAGAGUGUUCUCAUGUUAGCAUCGUUCGAAAAGACGACGGAUCAUUUGUUUGACGCAGCAGUGCACUCACGUACAGAUGCGAUUGUUGGUGUAAGUGAGUGUAUUAUUAUGGGCGUGCCUGUGCCGCUCGGUACGGGGAUCUUUAAACUACUGCGUCAGGUUGACAAACCACAUGUUCAGCAACGACGACCACUUUUAGCUGGGAUGUAG